UUGACAUACCUUUACGAACGUUUCAACAGCUUCUUUCGCAACGUCUAGCAGCGUUGGGCGUCUACCCAAAUAAACCCUCUGAUUCAUAGAAGCAGAGGUGUCUAUGAGAAAAACUAUAAUAGUCAUUUCGAAAAACGUCGUUAAUGCUCCCGAAUGAAUCAAAACAAUCCCUUAUGAGGGCCAGAACAUAAAGGAAGGUUCAAAACUUCAUUGCUUAGCCGAUUAGCGCAGCUGACCUGCAGCUGCCUCGUCAAGCAGCUGAAAACCCUUUCAAAGGUUCCAAACUUAUAAUGCUGUCCAAAAUAUUCACAAACUGUCACCGGGAUAACUAUGAAAGUAAUGCAACCACGGAAACUGGAAACGCCUAGCUGUCCGAGUAUCGUUUAGUAUGUAGCGUAUCAGUACAACAGACGACAGUCCCAUAAUUCCGUGUUCAUGUGACGUCAGUUGUCGAAAGCAAAUGCGGGAAAUGGCUGUAUGAUUAUAUGGUGUUGGUUAGUGGUAUAAUUUAUUUAAACUGCAUGUUCAUUUCACAGCAUGAAAAUCGGUAAACUCCAGUGAAUUUGAGUACACCUUAUUUAUUUUACUGGUAAUAAUGAUAAUUGCAUAAACCUAUUUCAAACCCUCUACUAAUUAUCAAUUUUAGUGAACGCCAAUUCUUGCGAAUCUUCACAAGUGUAAAUUUUUUGUACAAGAACAUUGAGUAUUUUGUUCAACUUCAUUAGAAAAUUAAACUAUAUAAAAUGAGUAGUAAAAUACCAGCCAAGAAGAUAAAACUAGAUGUUGCGUCAAACUCCAAAACGUCUGAAGAUUCAAGUGAUGCGUCCAGUAUUCUUAGAGAAUUAAUUGAACAUCGUCUGAAGGUGGCUUCGUCUGUAUCAGAUUUCAAAUUCAAUAAGAAAAGGAUUCGUGUUCUGUCAAGAGCAACAGAGGUUCCAGAAUCUACUCAGGGAGUAUUAUAUUGGAUGUCUCGAGAUCAACGUGUACAAGAUAAUUGGGCAUUGCUGUAUGCCCAAAAACUGGCAUUGAAGAAUAAGGUGGGAUUACAUGUUUGUUUUUGUUUAGUUCCAAAGUUUCUUGAUGCAACAAUAAGACACUACGAUUUUCUUUUAAAAGGUUUAGAAGAGGUUGCUGAAGAAUGCCAUUCUUUAAAUAUACAAUUUCAUUUGUUUUUGGGUUAUGCUGUGAAAGUUUUGCCCGAGUUUGUUUCCAAAACAAAUAUUGGUGCAGUAGUGACAGAUUUUGCUCCACUUCGUGUUCCUUUGCAAUGGGUGAAUGAAGUUAAAAGUAAAUUACCAGAGAAUGUACCAUUCUGCCAGGUGGAUGCUCACAACAUUGUUCCAUGCUGGAUUGCAUCGGACAAGUUGGAAUAUGGGGCUCGAACAAUCCGAAACAAAAUCAAUACGAAGUUACCAGAAUUUUUGACGGGCUUCCCUCCUGUUAUUAAACAUCCUCAUGAUGCCAGUACAAAAGCUCCACUUAUAGAUUGGGUUGCUGCCAACAAAACCUUGGAAAUAGAUAAAACUGUUCUUCCUGUAAAAUGGGCAACUCCUGGUACAACUGCUGGAUUUAAAACACUUGUAUCAUUUUGUGAGAAGAGAUUGAAAAAGUUCUCUGAGAAGAGAAAUGAUCCAACUCAGGAUGCUCUUUCAAAUUUAUCACCAUGGUUUCAUUUUGGACAAAUAUCUGUGCAGAGGUGCAUUCUCAAAGUUAAAGAAUACAAAUCCAAAUACCCGAGCUCUGUGGAUGCAUUUUGUGAAGAAGCUAUAGUACGCCGAGAAUUGGCUGAUAAUUUUUGUUAUUACAAUGAGAAAUAUGAUAGUAUUGAGGGCACAAAUGCUUGGGCAAAGAAAACUCUUGAUGAUCAUCGAGAAGACAAACGGGACUAUGUUUACACACGUGAAGAGCUGGAUAAGGCUUUAACACAUGAUGAUUUGUGGAAUUCUGCCCAGAUACAGCUUGUUAAUGAAGGUAAAAUGCAUGGAUUUCUUAGAAUGUAUUGGGCAAAGAAAAUUCUUGAAUGGACAAGCUCCCCGGAGGAAGCCUUGGCAGUUGCAAUAUAUUUGAAUGAUAGAUAUUCAUUGGAUGGACGAGAUCCUAAUGGAUUUGUUGGAUGUAUGUGGUCGAUUUGUGGAAUUCAUGAUCAAGGUUGGGCAGAGCGUGCAAUAUUUGGCAAGAUACGUUUUAUGAACUAUCAAGGAUGCAAAAGAAAGUUUGAUGUGUCGGCCUUUGUGGCGAGGUGGGGUGGAAAAGUUCACAAAUCCAAAUCCAAAAAUUAGAAAUUUAUCAAUCGAUACAUGAUUCCUUGACAUACGAGAUGUUAAUAGAUGUUUGCAAAUCACGUGAUAAAGUAGCAUAUCAGUGGAGUUAUCUAAUCAUGACUUUCAAACUGCUGCUAAAUGCCUUGAUGAGCUGAAUCCUUUCACACAUUAUUGAAAUAAAUUAUGUAUAAACAUUUUCUCCUUUCUAUCUCAAUCAAAUAGUUGUUGCACAAUUAUGUAUGUCCUUAGGAAACAAUGGAUAGAAAAAUUGUGUUUAUCAGAAUCUCAAAACGUAUUUUUUGUUUAAUGGAAAUGGAACUAUUGUGUAAUGUUAAAAAAGGUUGGGAAUAACUUUUGCUUUCUUAUGAUGAUGUAUUCAUGAAAAGGAUGAAGUUUAAAUAUGUUAAACUGUAACAGGGAUUUGUUUGGUAUGUUCCACACAUGUGCCUGAUGUAUAUUAUAUUAAAUCACUUUUUGAUACUGCUGUGUCUCUUUAUCUCAGGGAUAAUUAUUGUAGUUCUUUCUAAAGAUAUUGGAAAGAUUUUUCAGUAUUCAUAUUUGUUUUUCUUAAUAAUUCCAAAACGUGUAUUUUGAAGUAACAGUGUGUAUUAAUGAUACUUACUAGUUUGUGACUUAUUAUGCAAGUCUGAAUGUAUAAACGUUUUAGAACUACUCAUCAGCAAGCCUAAGAAUCUACUUUUUAUAUUUAAGGUUGUGAUCGAUCCAUACCUAUAUUGCUUUAUAUUAUUUGAUGCAUAUCCAGUAUUAGUUAAAAGUAAUGAACUGAGGAAUGAAUAAUGCUCUCUAUAGUACCAAAUAGUUUUUUUAAUGUACAAAAUCCAAUUUUUUUGUGUAUUCGGAUUUACUUAGUUGUAAUUUACUCAGCCAUGUUUAUAUGGAAAGUAAAUGUUAGGGGGUGAUAAGUGGAGAAUAUAAUUAAUACACUCCUGAAGAUAUUUACUUUCAUUAAGGGUAGUCUGAUUAUAAAAGUUAAUGUCAUUUUUUGGCUUAUACCAAAUUCUAUUUUGUGAAGGUGACAUUUCAAAAUCCAUGAAUUUCUACAUUGGAAAUGUCCAUAGACAUCUCCUAUUAAAAUUAAUUUCAUGACGUAUUUAAGGUAACGUUUGAGAUAGAUCUCUAACAUUUUUCUGUUCCCUGGUUCUACCAAUCACUUUUUGGAAAGUCUGUCGAAUACAACUGUCACAAUAUAAAAAUGCAAUUUUAUGGACAACAUUUUCAAUAUUGUGUGCCUAGAGUUUGUCUUUUGUAUUUUUAUAUUUUCAGUGUUAAUGUGUUUCUAGCAGUGUUGGUAAUACCAUUUACGGAUAAAGAGUUUUCUGUAUUGUUCACAAUUGUUGAAAUAUAAGGAAUUGUAAUAUACCGCAUUCUGACAUUGCUACGGUAGGCAUUUAUGUUUUGAACCUCCACAAAAUUAGUGAAUACAACAUUUGAUAUAUUUGUAAUAAAUGUUUCAGGAAAUCCUUUUAUAUUGCAUAAUUUCAACUUUUACAACAUGUACCUCAUGAAAACACUUAUCAGAUAAUCUCCUUACCUUUUCAAUUUUCAAUUAUCUCUUGUUGAACUGGGUGUUCUGGAAGGAAGUUUAAAGUUUGGCUCUUUGCCAAGUCUUUAAUAUACCAAUUGGAAGAAAUUUUACUGUUAUUUUGCAUUACAGUAUGAUGAAGAUAAUUAGACUCUUGCCUUUCUCUGCUUCAUGAGUACAUUGGAGACGAGAAUGAUGAAAAUUAAUCUUAGCAUGUCAUCAACAUAAUUUUUCUGGACAGUGAUCAAGAUGUCAUCAACAUAUCACUUUUAAAUGACCAUUUUAUUGUUCUGUAAUACAUUGGUUUUCAGUUGAUGCAUACCACCUCUGAAAAUGGAAAACUUCUCAAGCCACCAAUGGGUGUGCGAUCAAUUUGGGGUCAUGUUUGUCAUUUAUUUGAAUUUCAUAUUAUUCAUAGAUCAUCAUCAUUAAUAUCCAUAGGCCUUUUCAAAUAUCUAAUCUGUCCCAAAUGUGCCUUGGCUUUAGAAAUAAGGUAAUGAGGGGCUGAUAAAAACAUUGCUUCAUCUUGAUAACUAUUUUUGAUUAUGAAUUGAUUAUACAGCCCUGAACUUGUUUUAAACAUUUAUUUUACAAAAUUCAUGAAUUUGGUAUUAGGAGUACCAAUUGUUGCCGAACACGCUGUACCGGAUAGUUGUGUUUCUGUAUUUUAAUUAGUCUGUAUACUUGUUUUCAUUAAUCUAUUAAUGUAUUUUCUAAUGAAACUGCAGAGACCUCCUAUACAGUCUUGCUGUGUUGUUUGGCAAGGUAAAGACCAUAAACUUGGCCUCUUAAGUGAGCAAUGACAUAAAAACUAUAAAUAAUACAUUAAUAAAAGGGGAAAGAAAAAAUUGCCCAAACACAAUUAUGCUUACAUUCAGUUAGACAAAUUGCUGAAUAGUAAAGGUUUUAUUAUUUUCCAUUUAUUGUUUGAAUGCAUAAUUUAUUUUAUGGAAAUAACAUUUAAAAUGCUUCAUAAACUAUUGCUGCAAUAUUGUUGUUAUCUUUUUAUUCACGUGGUUCUGAGAGUUGCAUACCUUUUAAAUUUUAUUUAUGUGUUGAAUGUAAUGUAUGGAUUACAAUACACUUAUUGAAGCAAUUGUUUAUUCAAUAGUUAUUAUUCAAUAUAUUAUAUUAUUAUUUUUAUAAUAAUAAUUAUGUAUUUAAGCCAUUAUGAGGGGAUUUUGUAAACAUAUUUUAUAUACUGAUAAAUUCUUUUGAAGUAUUCAUAUUUUCAUUACUUAUUAUCCAUUGAUAUUAUUGAUGUUCAGCAAAUGUACAAAAUUGUCAGUAUUUAUAAUCAGCAUUUGAAAUUACCAUGUCAGUAAUUAUUGAACUGUUUUGUGUGAUAAUGUUGAUAAUUGGAAAAGUGUAAUUAUAUUUAUUUCCAAAUUUAAUUUCAUAAAAGGGGCAGAAUAAUUUUUUUGAAUUAAAAACUUACACAAAUCAUGAAGUACGAGAAUAAACUUUUUUAAUGAUCAGAAAGAAAAUUUCAUGUAAUGAAAAAAUAGUGUAGAACAAAGCAUGAAAUAUAGAAGAGCUGCUAGUUAUUUAAGGGCUGAUAUUUAAGUUUGAAGUGAAUUUCUCAAUGAAUGUUAUUUCCAUUUAGAUGUGAGAUAAUUAUUUUUUUUUUUUAGUUUUUGGUUUAAUUUGUUGUAAUUCAUUUUUUCAUUCUAGUGGUGCUAUUUCUAGUACUUAAUUUGUUCUUU
Messenger RNA from Gryllus bimaculatus (two-spotted cricket), 5510 nucleotides. The record is from the annotation of a GenBank genome assembly. NCBI's taxonomy places the organism in Eukaryota, Metazoa, Arthropoda, Insecta, Orthoptera, Gryllidae.